Molecule: messenger RNA, 1761 nt
Organism: Cajanus cajan (pigeon pea)
Lineage: Eukaryota; Viridiplantae; Streptophyta; Magnoliopsida; Fabales; Fabaceae
Product: F-box/kelch-repeat protein At1g55270
Molecular function (GO): protein binding
Source: RefSeq, a predicted model, not a curated record
UUUUUGAUAGUGACAGUGCUCAGCCAUACUUGCCUUUAACUUUGCCUUUACCUUUCAAAUUGGAAUUGUCUAAAUUGCAGGGCAAGGGCUUAUGAGCGUUUGAAACUUGAAACCCUUUUCAUCUGCUAAUCCCUAAUGAAGAACCAACACACUCAACAACGCCUUCAACCUCCACUGGUUGAUUCUGUUCCAGGAUCAAAGCUCUGUAUCCAACCUGACAUAAAUCCAAAAACACAUAAGAGAGAAAACUCAUCUAGAGAAGGGACAAGUGUUCAGCCUCCUCUUCUACCUGAUCUUCCCGAUGAUCUUGCUAUUGCUUGUUUGAUUCGAGUACCCCGAUUUGAACACAGGAAACUACAUUUGGUUUGCAAGAGAUGGCACCACCUUCUGUCUGAAGAAUUCUUUUAUUCACUCAGGAAAAGACUUGGAAUUGCAGAAGAGUGGCUAUAUGUCAUCAAAACUUACCGUGGUGGAAGAAUUUCAUUGCAUGCUUUUGAUCCCAUUUACCAACUAUGGCAAACCCUUCCCCCAGUUCCUGCAGAUUUUCCUGAAGUGAUGUGGUUUAGUUGUGCAGUUCUUAGUGGUUGUUGUCUGUACUUAAUUGGUGGAGUGGAUAUGGAAGGAUCUAUUAGUAUUACACAGGUAAUUUUCUACAACGCACUUACAAAUAAAUGGUAUAAGGCACCAGAUAUGCUUCAGAAACGCAAUUUGUUUCGAUCGUGUGUAAUAAACAAUUGUCUUUAUGUGGCUGGUGGACAACUUGAAGGAAAUCAAAUGACUAGAUCUGCUGAAGUUUAUGACCCCAAUCAGAACAAGUGGAGUUUCAUCUCAGAGAUGAGCACAGCCAUGGUGCCUUUGUAUAGUUUUGUUCACAAUGGAACAUGGUUUUACAAGGGAAAUGCUAUUGGAAGUGGUAAUUCCAUGUGUGAAGCUUACUCACCUGAGACUGAUACCUGGACUCAAGUUAGCAAUGGAAUGGUCAAUGGAUGGAGUAAUCAUUGUAAAUGUAUCUCACUGAAUGGACAACUCUAUGCAUUAGAUUGCAGGGAUGGAUGCAAGCUAACUGUGUAUGAUAGAGAAACAGAUUCAUGGAAAAAUUUUAUAGAUAGUAAGGUUCAUUUGGGUAGCUCUCCAGCUUUUGAUGUUGUUGCACCUGUUUCCCUUAAUGGAAAGCUAUGCAUUAUCCGCCAGAAUAUGAGCAUUAGUUUAGUGGAUGUUUCUAGUCCUAACAAACAAGUGGAAAACAAUCCUCACCUUUGGAAAAAUAUUGCUCGAGAAUGUCAUGGCAAGUCUUCGGUUAGAAGGUUAUGGUCAACUAUAAUAAGGCGUGGUCGUUCAGAUUCAAAGGGUUACAUUGAUUGCUGUCAGGUGCUUCAGGCCUGAGAUGAAAAUUUUCUCUGAUAAUGCUGGUUAUGCAGUUAGGGAAACUAAUUGAAAUGUGUUUGCCCACUUACUUGCAAUGGACAUGUAGGAGAAAUUAUGUUUCUUCCUAUAAAGAUGAUGUUAAUUGUUGAUUUUGACAAGAGAAUGAGGUCUUGAAUAGGAGACACAUGUUGUAUAUGCUAUUUCACUCUGAGGCCAUGGCUUUUCCCCUUGUUACUAGAUAUAAGGUUUGUUAGGCAUGCUUUAUGGCUAUUAGAGAUAUAGUUAGUUGGAGAUUAGUAGUAAGUUUUACUAGUAUGUUAUAGCCUAUAUAAAGGCUUGAUGUAAUCACUCUGGACUCACCUUUCUCAUUAUCAAUACAUUCUAUAUUCAGGUCUA